CCUCCCAAAGUGCUUGGAUUACAAACAUGAGCCACCAUACCCAGUCCUACAACCACUUUCUUAAGACAAAUUCUCUACCAAAGCCAUAAAUACUCCAAGAAGAACAUCAAAAAAAAAUUCUAGCCACCAAUGGCAAAAUAAGAGUCCUGUGAGAGUAGUUUCCAGGCUCGCGAAAGGGAGGACCCUGUUUGAGUCAUGGAUUUUGAGAAUCUUUUCUCAAAACCCCCCAACCCGGCCCUCGGCAAAACGGCCACGGAUUCUGACGAAAGAUGGGAAAACUGAGAAGCACGGAGAGGCUAAAUAACCUGCCGAGAUUGCACAGUAAUCGUUGAUGAAGUAGAUGUUGCAGGAGUUGAAGAAACACAAGAAGAGAAAUCUAAACAGGAGUGCGAGCAAAUUUCCAAAAAAUUCAGACACUUUGGAAACUCUACAAUAUCACCAAAAAGUUCGCUGCAUAGGAAAUCAAGAAGUAAGGACUAUGAUGUAUAUAGUGAUAAGGAUAUCUGCAAUCAGGAACCAGAAGAUAAUUUUGCCAAAGAGCUUCAGCAAUAUAUACAAGCCAGAGAAAUGGCAAAUGCUGCUCAACCUGAAGAAUCUAUGAAGAAAGAAGGAGUAAAAAAUGCCCCACAGGCUGCUAAACAAAAAAAUAAAAAUCUUAAAGCUGGUCACAAAAAUGGCAAACAGAAGAAAAUGAAGCGAAAAUGGCCUGGCACUGGAAACAAAGGAUCAAAUUCACAGGAAGAGGAUGGUAAACCUAAAGAGAAGCAGCAGCAUUUGAGUCAGGCAUUCAUCAAUCAACAUACAGUGGAACGCAAAGGAAAACAAAUUUGUAAAUAUUUUCUUGAAAGAAAAUGUAUUAAGGGAGACCAGUGUAAAUCUGAUCAUGAUGCAGAGAUAGAGAAGAAAAAGGAAAUGUGUAAGUUUUAUGUACAAGGAUAUUGUACCAGAGGUGAAAACUGUCUGUAUUUGCAUAAUGAAUAUCCUUGUAAGUUUUACCAUACAGGCACAAAAUGUUAUCAGGGAGAAUAUUGCAAGUUUUCUCAUGCUCCAUUGACUCCUGAAACACAAGAAUUAUUGGCUAAAGUUUUGGAUACUGAAAAGACAUCAUGUAAAUAAAAUAGACAUAAAAAGAAUCUACAGAUGACAA
Molecule: messenger RNA, 1147 nt
Organism: Cebus imitator (Panamanian white-faced capuchin)
Lineage: Eukaryota; Metazoa; Chordata; Mammalia; Primates; Cebidae
Product: zinc finger CCCH domain-containing protein 8-like
Exons: 2
Biological process (GO): negative regulation of DNA-templated transcription
Cellular component (GO): nucleus
Molecular function (GO): metal ion binding; RNA binding
Source: RefSeq, a predicted model, not a curated record